AUGGAUCGCGUGGAAAUGUACUACAAGGUGAACAAAGUGCAAGACGAAAUGAAAGUGCCGGUAUUAAUUGCAGCGAUGGGAGAUGAGGCAUAUGAGCUGCUGGAGAACUUGGCCAGUCCUACAAAACCAUCGGAUCUAACUUUAAUUAAAAUAAAGGAAUUAAUGUCACAUCAUUUGCAGCCAACACCGUCGUCUUUAGCGGAAAGAUACCGGUUUCGACAAAGGCGGCAAAAUGUCGGUGAAAAUGUAUCUACGUAUGUGGCGGAGUUGAAAAAGCUGUCCAAGCAUUGUAAAUUUGGCUCAGAGUUAAAUGGAAAUCUAAGGGAUCAAUUCAUUUGUGGCUUAAUCAGCGACUUAAUUAGGCAACGGCUUUUUGCGGAGGACGACAACAUAACCUUCGCAAAUGCAGUCAAACUUGCAACAUCAUUGGAGGCAGCAGAGAGGGACGCGGCGUUAGUGGAGCAGGGAAAGGUAACGAGUUCGAGUGGGACGGGAGAUGCGCAGGCCGUUAUGUUUGCGAGUCGGGCGCGAUCGGGUACAUCUACAUUCAAUGGAGGACAAUUGCGGGCGCCGGUAGUUACGCAACAGCGGCGAAAUGCAUAUUUUAAUGGCCGGCAGGAGAGGCACUGCGACGCCUGUGGCGCGCGCAGUCAUAAUUACGCGAAUUGCAAGUUCCGGGACUAUGUGUGCAGCAAGUGUCAGCGUACAGGCCAUUUGCGGCGGGUGUGCCCGGACUGGGGCUCGGCACCGGGAACCGCGGGCCGUGGAGGAGCGCGGGCGCCGGCCCGGCGCGGAGGGGCAGCGGCGGCGACGCCGGCGCGGAGUGCCAUGCAUUUUGGGGUGGCCGAUCACGAACCGAGUGAGGAUUACGGCGGAGACAUCGAGGAAGAAUUACAUCACCUAUGUUUAAAUAACUACCCGGCGGUGAGUUUACCAAUAUGUAUAGACAAUACAGUUAUUAAUAUGGAAGUAGAUACAGGUGCGGCAAUGUCUUGCAUCAGUAAGGCCACAUAUGACCGAUAUUUUUCCCAUGUAAAUAUAGAAAGGGAUAAAACUGUGUUCAAUUAUCUCACUGGCCCAUCUAUUAGGCCUUUAGGUAUCAUUCGACCCUUAGUGACCUACAAUGAGUGCAGUAAACAAUUGGAGUUGUACAUUAUUGAGGGUGGCUCGACUUCUUUGUUGGGCAGGCAGUGGUUGGUCGAACUAAACAUAAAUAUACCUAAGUUAACGUGUAAUUACGUAAUAAAUGAGGCUAACGGACAAGGUAAACAAGAUAUUGUGAAAUUGCUCGACAGAUAUGAGGCGUUGUUCAGCGAUGGACUGGGCCGGUACAAGGGCGGCAAGGCGACCUUGAGGGUGCGGGAGGGCGCAGCACCGGUGUUCCAUCGCGCACGCCCGAUGCCGUACGCGCUGCGCGAGCGCGUGGACGCCGAACUGGACGCCAUGCUGAGCGCCGGCGUCAUCGAACCCGUCGACUGCUCGGACUGGGCGUCACCACUGGUACCUAUUAAUAAGCCGGACGGCUCCCUUAGAAUUUGUGCAGACUAUAAAACUACCUUAAACCCGUAUUUGUUGGUUGAUCGGUAUCCUCUCCCUAAAAUAGAAGAUGUUCUUGUAAAUUUAAAUGGCAAUAUGUACUUUAGUAAAAUUGAUCUUUCACAAGCGUACAACCAAAUUGAACUGGACGAGUCUAAAUGUUAUACGGUUAUUAACACCCACCGAGGGCUGUUUCAGUAUAACAGACUGGUGUACGGCUUAUCAUCUAGUGUAGGAAUAUUUCAGCGUAUUAUGAUAAAUUUAUUGGGUAAUAUACCUAAUGUACAAAUAUUUUUAGACGAUGUAAUUAUCGGUGGCAAAACUAAAUCGGAACAUCUACACGCUUUAGAAGCGGUUUUUCAGCGUUUACUUACUAACGGAUUGAAGUUAAGGAAAAAUAAAUGUGUUUUUUUGGCUAAGGAAGUCACAUACUUAGGGUAUGUAGUUACUAGGGAGGGCAUCAAACCGGAUACAACAAAGAUAAAGGCGAUUCUGCAAAUGUCUCAACCUCGUAACGUAUCGGAGUUAAGGUCGUUCUUAGGGACGGUAAAUUUUUUCGGAAGGUUUCUUAAAAAUCUCAGUUUAAUAUUGUCACCACUUUAUAAACUAUUAAAAAAGGAGGCGGAGUGGCACUGGAGCAAGGAGUGCGGGGAAUCUUUCGUGCAGGUAAAACAAUUAUUGUCGGGCGCUCAAGUAUUAAGGCAUUAUGAUCCGAGUAAACGAUUGAUAGCGACUUGUGACGCGUCGCCACGGGGGGUGGGGGCGGUUUUGACCCAAAUUGGACCGGAUGGCGAACGCCCGGUCGCGUACGCAUCUCGUACCUUAAACAGCGCAGAGGCGAAUUAUUCGCAGAUACACCGCGAAGCCUUAGGUAUUAUUUUUUGUGUAAAGAAAUUCCACCAGUAUCUUUACGGACGUCAUUUCACAUUGCGCACAGAUCACAAACCACUAGUAUCAAUAUUUGGGCCGAAUACGGGUAUACCGACAAUGACAGCUAGCAGGAUGCAGCGGUGGGCAAUAAUAUUAUCAGCUUAUGAUUACGAAAUUGAAUAUGUGAAUACGAAGGAUAACUGUGCGGACGGGUUGUCUAGAUUACCUAAUGCCAAUGAGACACGGAAUAAUUCUGGUGAUGCUAUUCCCGAGCAAACAUAUCUGCAUUUCGCGCAAGACGCGUUGUUGUUAGAUUAUUAUAAGAUAAGGUACUAUACUACGCGUGAUCCAGUUUUGGCUAGAGUGUUAACUUUUAUUCGCGAUGGUUGGCCGGAUAGUUGUGACUUUGAUACAUUGAAGCCAUACUUUAACAGAAAGUCAGAAUUAUAUGACGAGUUGGGUUGUGUCAUGUGGGGGCACCGGGUAGUAAUACCGGAGAAGUGCCGCGACAAGGUUUUAAGAAUUCUGCAUGAACCUCACAUGGGUAUAGUUAAGACCAAGGCGUUGGCCCGUAGCUAUGUGUGGUGGCCGGGCCUCGACGAGGCGGUGGAGGCGGCGGGUCGUGAGUGCGAGCCGUGCGCCGCGGUGGCGAGCGCCCCGCCGCGACACCCGCCGCGCUGCUGGCCGUGGCCAACGCGAGCAUGGACUCGGGUGCAUGUAGAUUUCUUGGGCCCUUUUCACGGGAAAACUUAUUUAAUAGUAGUGGACGCUAUGUCAAAAUGGGUCGAAGUAUUCCAGGUUCCUAGCACGGCUGCCGUUUCAACCAUUCAAAAAUUAACCGAAUUAUGGGCUAGAUGGGGAAUACCUAAACAAUUGAUAAGCGAUAACGGGCCGCCGUUUUCGAGCAAAGAAUUUUCGCACUUUUUAGCCUUAGACGGGGUAGAACAGAUUUUUACGGCUCCUUAUCACCCUGCCUCUAACGGAGCGGUAGAAAAUUCGGUUAAAGUAAUAAAACAAGUUAUAAAAAAAGCGGUAAUAGAAAAAAACGACAUUCUAAACGCUAUCAACACAUAUUUAAUUUACUAUCGCAAUACGGCGCACAGUUCCACAGGCGAGAGCCCCGCGAUGCUCAUGACAGGUAGGCAAUUGCGAACGCGCUUAGAUUUGUUAAAACCGGAUGUAAGUUUGAAGGUAACUAAAAACCAACAGCGGCAAACUCGCUUGGCUGGAGGGUCGGAACGGAGGAUCGAAAUAGGAGAGGACGUUUGGUAUCGUAAAUAUCUGAAGGGAGAAAAAUGGCAACCGGGUAAGGUGUCCGGGGUUCUAGGUGACACGGAUUAUAACGUUACAGAUGGUCAGGGUAACAUUAUUCACCGCCAUAUCGACCAAUUAAAACGGAGGGCGAGGAGUUCUAUAGUCUGUCCAAAAAGUAAUGAGGAAAGUAGGGAAACAAUGGCCACGAAUGCAUCCCCAAGCUUGCCACCGAAACCCAGGGCUGAGCCAACAACGCCGCGAGCGAGUACCAGUGGGCUCAGGAGCGAGUCGGCGGGACCUUCGACGCCGAUGUUCGAUGCUUCGCCGGCGCGAAGUAUGGCGGAAGGGGAGGAAGAGGAUAUAGAAUGCUAUUCCACGCCCGGUAAGGAUACGGGGAGUGGUGAUGAGCAUGUUGAUCAGCCGACGACCCCCCUUGCACCGGCUCGGUCCCGGCCCCUUAGACAAUGUAGAUUGAAAAAACCAUCAUAUAAAGUAUAAACAGUAGGAAUUUGUGUUGGUUAAUUAAGUUUAAUAUUUAGAGUAAAAUACUAAUAGAUUCAUAUCAAUAAAUAAUAGAUCAAUAAUUCCUAUCGCUUAAGUGUGAAGCAUCUACUUAAUAGCAUUAUAUAACGGAAUUGAACUAAGUAGUGUAAUUUAAGUAAAUAGAAGCUUUGUUACAGUAUGUGAUAUCCUUGUAGGAUGUAUGGUUUAGGAUAAGAUGUCAUAGAACUCAACAUUACUAGCAUGUAUUGGCAAGAUUACGUUUACGAAUAAUUAAUCCAUUAUGAAUCGUACUUAUUGAACAGAAGAUCUAUAGUUAAAACUCAUAGCGAUUGUUAUUGUUAGACAAACGGGUUCUCCCGUUAACACUGUGUACGCGUAUACCUAUGGUUAUGUAAUCUGCAGCAUGCUACUACUGGAUUUAAUACCUCGUUUCCUUUAUUGUAAUUUUAGUAGGAUUUAGGUUAUAUGAAAGACGUUUAUGAUGCUACUACUUAGUAUUAAUUAAGUGUGGAGAAGUGUGACGUAUGUAGGUAGUGAUAGAUAUAACUAUUGACGUGUGUCAAAUCCUGAGUCAGUCCGGAAUAAACUCUCGAAUAGUAA
Cydia splendana is the source of this 4764-nucleotide messenger RNA. RefSeq lists its product as uncharacterized. The coding region runs from base 1 to 4158 and encodes 1385 amino acids. NCBI's taxonomy places the organism in Eukaryota, Metazoa, Arthropoda, Insecta, Lepidoptera, Tortricidae. The record is from RefSeq and is a predicted model, not a curated record. Gene Ontology annotation, molecular function: nucleic acid binding; zinc ion binding. The transcript has a single exon. Gene Ontology annotation, biological process: DNA integration.